AUGUCGCACAUUGAUGAAGAUGAGGAUUACGAUGAUGUUGAAAAUGAUGCCGGUGGACAAUUAAACGACAACAUGGAUGAAGAUUUCAACGCUGUUGUUCAGUCGUCUCAUUUAUCUCGUUUGCAACAAUAUGCUAAUAUGCUGGAGUUUCAACGCCAACAACUUAUGCAUGUUCAUGAAGCAUUUCAGUUUAAUCCGCCUAUGACACGAAUCCGGUAUAGGCAUUCCACGUACAAUGGGGAGGACUGGAUUAGUGAACUCCUCAUGGGGCACGAUGGAAAAUUCUACGAUGCAAUGGGUAUGGACAAAAAAGUUUUCAAAUUGCUUUGCAAAGAAAUAAAACAGACGGGUUGUCAUGGUGAUGCAAUACAACAAAAGGUCCGCAUCCAAGAAAGUGUUGCGGUGUUCUUGCAUACGAUAAAAGGACACCAAAGACAUCGACACGCUGCGGAGACAUUUCGACGAUCUACAGAGACGAUUAGUAAUCAUGUACAUAUCAUGAUCACUGCCCUUCGCACACUGGCUCCCAAAUACAUACGUCCUCCGAAUUUUACUCGUGUUCCUCAAUGGAUACAAAAGAAUCGAUAUCUAUAUCCAUACUUUAAGGAUUGCAUCGGUGCCAUCGACGGAACCAUCAUACCGGCUUGGAUUCCUGAAGAAGAUCAUGGGAAAUACAGAUGUCGAAAAGCCUAUGCCAAUGUCCCGGGAUUCCUGUCACCUUACCGUGAUGAUAGGUACCAUCUUCCGGAGUGGAUUCGCUCUAAUCAAACACCUAAAAAUGCGAGAGAGCUCUUUAACAGACGUCAUGCCACCGUCCAUAAUGUGGUCGAACGUAGCUUUGGUAUAUUGAAAGGUAAGUUCCCCAUUAUAAAAGGCCUAAUGCCAAACUACACGACUGAGUUCCAAACAAACAUAUUUAUCGCAUGUUGUGUUGUACACAAUUUCAUCCUUGAGCACCAAAAGUUCGAGAACGUAUCGCCGGCCAUUCUAAAACCGGAUUACAUAACAGAACCAGAUGAAGAUGAUCAUACAACGCCUUUGAUGACAACUUUAGAUACCUCUAAUGUUGGUGUGCGUGAACAGGCUGGUUUGCGAUUCGAUUGCUUCCGCCUUAUGGGCCGAUCAAGGGGGAAGACGUCGGUAGUUGCUAUUAUGUUUUAUUUAUUACUAGUGUAUCCCAAAUUUUAA
Striga hermonthica is the source of this 1188-nucleotide messenger RNA. The record is from the annotation of a GenBank genome assembly. NCBI's taxonomy places the organism in Eukaryota, Viridiplantae, Streptophyta, Magnoliopsida, Lamiales, Orobanchaceae.